GCGAAGGGACACCCUAACGCAGCGACCCUCCCGCGGCCGCCCAGCCUACCGCCUAGACCGCUGCAGCUGUCCUCGGGUCGCAGGAAGCUCCAUGGUGGGAGAAGAAAUGUCUCUGAGAAACCGGCUGUCAAGAUCUGCUGAGAAUCCUGAGCAAGAUGAAGCCCAGAAAAAUCUCUUGGACACACACAGAAAUGGUCACAUUACCAUGAAACAGUUGAUAGCCAAGAAGAGGCAGUUGGCGGCAGAGGCAGAGGAGCUGAAGCCACUGUUUCUGAAGGAAGUUGGGUGUCACUUUGAUGACUUUGUGACCAAUCUCAUUGACAAGUCUGCAUCUCUGGACAAUGGCGGGUGUGCGCUCACGACCUUCUCCAUUCUUGAAGAAAUGAAAAACAACCACAGAGCCAAAGAUCUGAGAGCACCUCCAGAACAAGGGAAGAUAUUUAUUUCAAGGCGGUCUCUUUUAGACGAGCUGUUUGAAGUGGACCACAUCAGAACAAUUUACCACAUGUUCAUUGCCCUCCUCAUCAUCUUCAUCCUUAGCACGCUCGUGGUGGAUUACAUCGAUGAAGGAAGGCUGGUCCUUGAGUUCAGUCUCCUGGCUUAUGCUUUUGGCCAAUUUCCUAUUGUUAUUUGGACAUGGUGGGCCAUGUUCCUGUCUACACUGGCAAUCCCCUAUUUCCUGUUCCAGCGUUGGGCCCAUGGUUACAGCAAGAGUUCCCACCCACUCAUCUAUUCCCUUAUCCAUGGCGCAUUCUUCUUGGUCUUUCAACUUGGAAUCCUCGGUUUUAUACCAACAUAUGUUGUCUUAGCAUACACGCUGCCCCCAGCCUCCCGGUUCAUUCUGAUACUUGAGCAGAUUCGUUUGGUAAUGAAGGCUCACUCAUAUGUCAGAGAGAAUGUGCCACGAGUUCUAAGUGCAGCCAAGGAGAAAUCGAGCACGGUUCCAGUACCCACAGUCAACCAGUACCUGUACUUCCUGUUUGCUCCUACACUUAUUUACCGAGACAGCUACCCCAGGACUCCUACUGUAAGAUGGGGUUAUGUUGCUAUGCAGUUUUUACAGGUUUUUGGUUGCCUGUUUUAUGUGUACUACAUCUUUGAGAGACUCUGUGCCCCUCUGUUCCGGAAUAUCAAACAGGAGCCCUUUAGUGCUCGUGUCCUGGUCCUGUGUGUAUUUAACUCCAUCUUGCCAGGUGUGCUGAUGCUGUUCCUUUCGUUCUUUGCCUUUUUGCACUGCUGGCUCAAUGCCUUUGCUGAAAUGUUACGCUUUGGUGACAGGAUGUUUUAUAAGGACUGGUGGAACUCUACAUCGUACUCCAACUACUACAGGACCUGGAAUGUGGUGGUCCACGACUGGCUCUACUACUAUGUUUACAAGGACCUCCUCUGGUUUUUCUCGAAGAGGUUCAGGCCUGCCGCCAUGUUGGCCGUGUUCGCCCUGUCAGCAGUGGUGCACGAGUACGCCCUCGCUGUCUGCCUGAGCUACUUCUACCCAGUGCUCUUCGUGCUCUUCAUGUUCUUUGGAAUGGCUUUUAACUUCAUCGUUAACGACAGUCGGAAAAGGCCAGUCUGGAACAUCAUGGUUUGGGCUUCCCUCUUCCUCGGCCAUGGAGUCAUUCUGUGCUUUUACUCUCAAGAGUGGUAUGCUCGACAGCACUGUCCUCUGAAGAACCCUACAUUUCUGGAUUAUGUCCGGCCACGGACCUGGACUUGUCGGUACGUGUUUUAGAAGCCCUGGCUCUGCCUCCUU
Rattus norvegicus (Norway rat) is the source of this 1750-nucleotide messenger RNA. It is a transcript of the gene Soat1, whose product is annotated as sterol O-acyltransferase 1. Gene Ontology annotation, cellular component: endoplasmic reticulum membrane; membrane. Gene Ontology annotation, molecular function: sterol O-acyltransferase activity; cholesterol O-acyltransferase activity; acyltransferase activity, transferring groups other than amino-acyl groups. The record is from RefSeq and is marked provisional. NCBI's taxonomy places the organism in Eukaryota, Metazoa, Chordata, Mammalia, Rodentia, Muridae. Gene Ontology annotation, biological process: cholesterol homeostasis.